CUCUCCGACAAAGUAUUGUCAUACUCCCUGAGGUCUAAGAAUUGCAGAGUAUGCAGUGUAGCUGAAUCAACCAACAAGAAUCCAGCAGCCCAUGAGUGCUCAAAGAAUUGGGAGGGUAGUUCAAAGGCCAUGGAGGCAGAUAUGGUUAUUGAGAUGGUCCAAGAUCUACAGAAAAGUAAAGGAAUAACCAUUGAUGGAAUCAUUGGAGAUGAGGACUCUACCACUAUUGCAAGACUGAAAGCUAAUGUCAAUGCUGAUAUUAAGAAGUUGUCUGAUAAAAAUCAUCUAAAGAAACUGUUUACAAACUCUUUGUUUACCUUGAAGAAAAAACAUUCAACUCUAACUUUGUCUGUGAUAAAGUACAUUCAGAAAUGCUUCAGUUACUCCAUAGCACAGGGAAAAGGAAAUGCUUCUCAAAUCAAAGAAGACCUUUCAUCAAUUCCAUUACACAUAUUUGGAGAUCACCAACACUGCUCCUCAAGGUGGUGCAACUUCAUUAACAACCCUAACCUGAAGUACAAGUCACUUCCACAUGGAAAACCCCUGAAAGAUAGGUUCCUUCAGGAUGAUCUGAAAGAAGUCUUCAGUUCAUAUGCAAGUCAUUCUGAUCGUCUUUCAUGCUUAGGAAGCACACAGUCGAAUGAGAGUUUUCACAGAAUGGUGUCUGCAAAAGCCCCAAAAACCCAUCAUUACAGCUCUUCUUCAAGCCUCAGAUAUAGAGUUGCUGCAUGUGUAGCCCAGAAAAAUGUUGGACACAAAUAUCUUGUAAAGGUUAACAAGAAAUUGGGCCUCUCUCCUGGCUACUAUACUCGACGACAGUGCAUUCUGAGGGAUUUACAAAGAAAGCGACAGAAGGCCAUUUCAGUGACACAAAAAUUUAAAAGGAGAAGGAGAGAAUUGAAAGCCAGGAAGUACGUACUAGUAUACUUUGAUUGUCAUUUGUCAGGUGUAAAAAACCUUUUGACAACCUCAAAAAUGAAAAUAAACCCAAGAACAAGUGAAUGA
Saccostrea cuccullata (small rock oyster) is the source of this 1005-nucleotide messenger RNA. RefSeq lists its product as uncharacterized. The record is from RefSeq and is a predicted model, not a curated record. The coding region runs from base 130 to 1005 and encodes 291 amino acids. Lineage: Eukaryota; Metazoa; Mollusca; Bivalvia; Ostreida; Ostreidae. The transcript has 2 exons.